GAUUGGCUGGGGGGCGCGCCGGUGACGCGCGUGGCGUCGCCUCCCCUGCGCGCGCCGAUCCUGCCGGGCGGCACUGGCGCCUCAGUCAGCUGAGCGCGCCGCCGGAGCUGGAGUCUUCGUCGCCGCAGCUAUCGCUGCUGCUAGAACCGUGUGAAGAGGGGACCCAGGCUGCCAGACCCUCACUGCCCCACAGCUCCCCGCCAUGGCUCCCAUUGGACUCAAAGCAGUGGUCGGAGAAAAGAUAAUGCAUGAUGUGAUAAGGAAGGUGAAAAAGAAGGGAGAGUGGAAGGUGCUGGUGGUUGAUCAGCUCAGUAUGAGGAUGCUCUCAAGCUGCUGUAAGAUGACUGACAUUAUGACUGAAGGGAUAACAAUUGUGGAAGAUAUCAAUAAACGUCGAGAGCCACUCCCUAGUCUGGAAGCUGUGUAUCUCAUCACUCCUUCUGAGAAGUCUGUCCAUUCGCUCAUCAGUGACUUUAAGGACCCACCAACUGCCAAGUACAGGGCUGCUCAUGUGUUUUUCACUGACUCUUGCCCAGAUGCUCUGUUUAAUGAGCUGGUAAAAUCUCGUGCUGCCAAGGUCAUCAAAACACUUACAGAAAUCAACAUUGCAUUCCUUCCUUAUGAAUCCCAGGUAUAUUCCUUGGACUCUGCUGACUCUUUUCAAAGCUUCUAUAGCCCACACAAGGCUCAGAUGAAAAAUCCAAUCCUGGAACGACUGGCAGAACAGAUUGCAACUCUUUGUGCUACUUUGAAGGAAUACCCAGCUGUACGAUAUCGAGGGGACUACAAAGACAAUGCCAUGUUGGCCCAGUUAAUCCAAGACAAACUAGAUGCCUACAAAGCUGAUGACCCAACUAUGGGGGAGGGUCCAGAUAAAGCUCGUUCUCAGCUCCUGAUACUGGAUCGUGGUUUUGACCCCAGUUCUCCUGUACUUCACGAAUUGACUUUUCAGGCUAUGAGCUAUGACCUGCUGCCUAUUGAAAAUGAUGUAUACAAGUAUGAGACAAGUGGAAUUGGAGAAGCUCGAGUAAAAGAAGUUCUUCUGGAUGAAGAUGAUGAUCUGUGGAUAGCUUUGCGCCACAAACAUAUUGCAGAGGUAUCCCAGGAGGUCACCCGUUCUCUGAAAGAUUUUUCUUCCAGCAAAAGAAUGAACACAGGUGAAAAGACCACUAUGAGGGACCUAUCACAGAUGCUGAAGAAGAUGCCCCAAUACCAGAAAGAACUUAGCAAGUAUUCAACUCAUCUACACCUUGCUGAAGAUUGUAUGAAGCACUACCAAGGCACUGUGGAUAAACUCUGCCGAGUUGAACAGGAUCUGGCAAUGGGCACUGAUGCUGAAGGGGAGAAGAUCAAGGACCCCAUGAGAGCUAUUGUUCCUAUUCUGUUGGAUGCAAAUGUCAGUACUUAUGACAAGAUCCGUAUCAUUCUUCUCUACAUCUUCUUGAAAAAUGGCAUCACUGAAGAAAAUCUGAACAAACUGAUUCAGCAUGCACAGAUUCCCCCAGAGGACAGUGAAAUCAUCACCAAUAUGGCUCACCUGGGAGUGCCCAUCAUUACAGAUUCCACUUUGCGUCGUAGAAGCAAGCCGGAGCGGAAGGAACGCAUUAGUGAGCAGACCUACCAGCUUUCACGAUGGACUCCAGUGAUUAAAGACAUUAUGGAGGACACUAUUGAUGAUAAACUUGAUACCAAGCACUAUCCCUAUAUCUCUACACGCUCAUCAGCUUCUUUCAGUACCACUGCUGUCAGUGCCCGUUAUGGACACUGGCACAAGAACAAGGCCCCUGGUGAGUACAGAACUGGUCCUCGCCUCAUCAUUUUCAUUCUUGGGGGUGUGAGCUUGAACGAGAUGCGAUGUGCUUAUGAAGUGACACAAGCCAAUGGAAAGUGGGAGGUGCUAAUAGGUUCUACUCACAUUCUCACUCCCACCAAAUUUCUCAUGGACCUGAGACACCCCGACUUCAGGGAGUCCACUAGGGUAUCUUUUGAGGAUCAGGCUCCAACAAUGGAGUGAGAGCCAGAAACAAAGUAAAAGCAGCUAUUAAAGAAAAGAAACUCUUCUCUUCUGAAGGGUUUUCUUUGAUUAUUCCGUCACUCUUUUUCUUUUCUUUUUUCCUUUUUAGUUUAUUUUUUUAUUUGAUUUUCUUUUAACUAGAAAAUGCUUGCAGUCUUAAUACCGAUUGAAAAUGUGUCCAUUGCUGCCUUCAUGAAACCCCAUUAUGAAAUUCUCUCUGGGCCCAAUCUUGCCAACAUCCUUACGCCUUGUUACCUACCACUCAGUUAGAAAGCUGAAGACCACUGAUUGUUAAUUUGAAAAUUAACUGAUUUGAAUUUUAGUGCUUUUAGAGGGAGCUGAGAGUUAAAAGAGCAAUUGAGUCAAAAUUCCUUAGUCUCAAAGUCCAGGGUUGAGUUUAUGGGUAUUGGGCUGGCUCCUGAAGAAUCAAUGAACUCUUAGAUAUGACAUGAAUAUGAGUUUAAGGCUAGGUUAAUUAUUCUGGAGGAAGUUUGGCCUGUACACCAACAGAAAUGGGUGUUUGGAUUACUAGACAAAAAAUACGUUAUACCAAUACAGGACUGGUGGACUUGUUGGAGUUAAAAAGAAUUGUAGUAGAACUCAGGUGAUUGACAGAGUUGGUACAUGUAAAUGUUAUUUUAUUCUAAGAGAUAGUUAUCACAAAGGAUAGUUUCUAAGGACAAGUAUCUGGGGUCACAGCCACUGUGUACUUUAGUGAUCCUGAGUAAUGAAUAGAAUGAUUUCUCAUUUUGUAAUGCUCUUCCAGAAAAGGAGUAAUUUCAUAAUCCUUUAAUUUCUCAAUAUGUAUUCCAUUUUCUUUUUCUAUUGUAUAAAAAUAUUUUAAUAGCCUCUGGAGAUUUAAAGAUCUUAUAGUCAGUUUUUCUUUUAGCUCUACAGACUAUUCUCAAAAAUACUUCCCUCUUUCCCACAUCAUCCUAGAUGAACAACCAACUCUCAAUUAUUUAGAAGCAUGUAUUGUUGAUUUGGCAAAUAAUCCAGAUUCCUUAUUUUUUCCUUUUCCUUUUUAUUUCAUUGUUCACUGGAAUACGAAAGGGGGCAUAUUUGAAAAUGAAAUAUGUAUUGUUGCUUAGUAUCUAUAAUAAAAUAUUUAGAUUGGGAGGAAACUGAGUAUUUUCUCCAUUUCAGUUGUCAUUAAUCUGAAUAAUUGAGAAUUGAAUAGAACUUUGUUUCCCAAAUCCUAAAGGAUGAAAGAAUUGUGCAACAGCCCUGGAUAGAGGUCCUGUCAGAAUGCCAAGAUUUAUAUUGCUUUUCUGACAGUCUGAUCUGAACUAAUACAUUUAAUACCAUUAGGACUCUUCCCUCACCUCUAGCUCCCCAGAUUGAAAUUGCCUAGAACACUAAAUGAAGAAUUAUAUUCUUAAACCUAUCUUGUUCCAUUCAGCCAAUGAGCAUUUCUUAAGCACUUACUAUGUUCCAGGCACUGUGCUAAGCACUGGGAAUACAAGGAAAGGCAAAAGGCAGUCUGCUCUCAGGAAGCACAGUCUAUUAGGGGAGACAGGACACAAACAACCAUGUAAGAGAGAAAGAUCCAGGAGAAAUUGGAAAUGACCAACAGAGGGAAGGCAUCAGAUUUAAGGGGAACAGGGAAAGGCUUACUUUAGAAAGUAAGAUAUUACCUAGGACCUGAAGAAAGCCAGGGAAACUGGGGGUGGGGGGAGCAGAGAUGAGGAAAGAGAACAUUCCAUUCAUAGAAGCCCUGAAUAGGCCUUGAGUGCAGAGAUGGAAUUUCUUGUUCAAGGAACCACAAGGAGACCAGUGUCUUUGGAUUACAGAUUGUGUGUAUGUGUGUAAAUUGUAAGAUUAGAAAGGUUGUGGAGGAGGACAGGUUACAAAGGGCUUUAAACCUCAAAUAAAAGAUUUGGUAUUUGGUCUUGGAGGCACUAGGGAGCCAGUAGAGUUUAUUGAUAGGGGGAGGGGAAGGUGACAUGGUGAGACCUAAACUUUAGGAAGAUCAUCUUAACAGUUGAAUAGAGGAUGGAUUAGAGUGGAGAGAUAGUUGAGGCAGGCAGGACCCUCCCCCCAAGUAGACUACUGCAGUAUUCCAGGCUUGAAGGGUUGUGCUAGAGUCAGGGCAGGAUUCUAGGAGAGAAGGGGGCUUAUUCAAGAGAUGUUACAAAAGUGAAAUGGAUAGGCCUUGACAAUGGCUUGGAGAUGGGAUAUGUGCAAAAUAAAUUGGUUUAAAGAAUGUAUUAAAACUAAAUAAUGCAAAAA
Monodelphis domestica (gray short-tailed opossum) is the source of this 4246-nucleotide messenger RNA. The record is from RefSeq and is a predicted model, not a curated record. NCBI's taxonomy places the organism in Eukaryota, Metazoa, Chordata, Mammalia, Didelphimorphia, Didelphidae.